UUAGAGAUUUGGAAGAAUGUGUCCGCUGAGGCUGAUCCUGAUUUUUCUGUCGGCAACUCUCGCCGGAUUUCUCCUUAUUAGAAACGUCAAAUCCCAGCCCCAAUCCACCUAUGACGGUGAUCUCCGCACCACCGAUAUCAACCACAACUCCCCCUCCGCCUUCUCCAAGGUCCGACAAGGCAUAGAAUCAGGGUUCUGGACAUGCGUCGACAUGGCCAGUGGUCGUUACUUGUGGAGGCGUUUGGUUUCCUCAAACUCGAAGCGUUCCACUUGAUUUCACUCCUUUAAUUGUGCGAUUCAACAAAGCAUGUGCAAAGACUUUUUCUUUAUCUCGAUAUUUUGGUGGGUUGUUAUUCAUCCUCGUCAUUGCAAUUGUUCUUUGUAUUUGAAGAACUACUGUUGUACAUAUUUUCUGGAUCUUGCUCCUCUGUAGCUGCAAUUUGGGUCCCAGAUUGGCAGCAAUUAAUUAAAUUCCUUCU
Messenger RNA from Hibiscus syriacus, 479 nucleotides. RefSeq lists its product as uncharacterized. The transcript has 2 exons. The coding region runs from base 17 to 274 and encodes 85 amino acids. NCBI's taxonomy places the organism in Eukaryota, Viridiplantae, Streptophyta, Magnoliopsida, Malvales, Malvaceae. The record is from RefSeq and is a predicted model, not a curated record.